Symbiodinium natans is the source of this 1608-nucleotide messenger RNA. NCBI's taxonomy places the organism in Eukaryota, Dinophyceae, Suessiales, Symbiodiniaceae. The record is from the annotation of a GenBank genome assembly.
AUGGAGGGGGGCAGUUUGGGCCCCGAGCAAGUUCCAAAGCCAGAUGAGACGCAGGAAGCUUCUCCUAAUGCUUCGGACCAGGACGCUCUGAGCGGCGGCACAUCUGUGAAAGGUGGCGAAGCGAACCAGGUUACCAGCGAAGUCUCAGACAAGAACUCAAGGCACUCUGAAGGAGCAGGGCACGCCCGAGUAGUGCCUUCGCUGGCGCCUCCAGGUGAUGGGUGCCACAGGAUUUGGCGCCGUUCGUACAAGAAAUGCCGGGAUCAGACAGAUGAGAUGAAGGAGUGGUACUUCCACAAGCGCCAUGUUUUGGUGUUUACCUACAGUGGAAAGCCCGUGUACACGCGCUACGGUGAGGAGGAUGGUCUGAGUGGAACAACAGGAGCACUGUCAGCCAUUGUGUCCAAGAUGGCAAAGUUCUUCUUUUGUGACGGCGCCGCCGCAGAUUGCUUGAGGUACAUGACUGCGGGCGAGCACAUCUUCGCCUUUCUGGAGAAAGGGCCCUUGUGGCUGGUCUGCAUCUCUUGCGCCGGCGAUCUCCACGGUGACAUGAUGUGUCUCUUGGAGCGAGUCCACAUGCAAAUCAUAACGAUCCUCACGGCAGGAAUCGAAAGAACUCUUGUCAGUCGGCCGAACUAUGACAUGAGAGGGCUGCUUGGAGGAACAGAGCACGUCGUCAACAGCAUGAUACGAUGGUGCGUGCAGGACAUGUUCUUGCAGUGCGAGGGCUUUGAAGCACUUCCACUGGCUCCAGCUCUGCGCAACAUGGCAACAGAGGCGCUGAAGUCAGCGAGACUUCCGAACGUGCUUUUUGCCUUCUUGAUGGCUGGGCACCGUGUGCUCAGUGCCGUCUCGAACAGGCAGUACCGCCUCAACGCUUUAGACUUGGGCAUGGUGAUCAACAUCAUCAUGUCAUCAGCUUCGUUGCGGACGGGCGAGUCAUGGACGCCGGUGUGCAUGAGCCAGUACAACGACAAGGGAUUCGCCUAUGCGUACAUCUCUUUUCUGGAAGGCUCCGACGUUGGCGUAGUCUUCCUGUCAACGGCAUCAGACGGGGAGCAAUUCUACGCCAUCUCACAGCAAGCUGCCAUCGUAAAGGAUGUCUUGAAGCAGCCUGGCCUUGCAGAAGGCAUUGAAGAGGCAAUAUCAAAGAGUCCGAUUGAUUUGGCCUCAGUCUCCAGAGGCACGUUCAAUGCUUCUGCUGAAUCCAGCCCAGGCACGAGAGUCCCAAGACGAUCACUUCUUGCCACCACUGCUCCUGCAAAUCCACAGUGGCAGUUGCUGGAGGGUGUUAUACAUGCAGCGUACUACGUGCCGGCUUUGCAGCAAUACUUUUCCUCGCAAAUCACAGAGGCAUACCAGUCGAGACGGAGAGUGAAAAUGCUUUUCCGAAACUACGGACGUUGCCGUCAACUUCUGCGCAAUGCCAAAGUGCCUUGCCAAAUAUGUGUUGCGACGGACCAUGAGUGUUUCUAUGUGUCCAUGGCAGCUGACUACCAGCUUUUUUUAUCCGUUCCACGUGGAAUUUCAACCGGAGUCAUUGCCCAGUUUUACCACUGGGUGCGAAGUCAGGAGUCUCACAUCUUCCUGCAAAUUUCCACUUGGUGA